This is a messenger RNA of Mytilus trossulus (common blue mussel), 2422 nucleotides long. Its product is annotated as broad substrate specificity ATP-binding cassette transporter ABCG2-like. Gene Ontology annotation, molecular function: ABC-type transporter activity; ATP binding; ATP hydrolysis activity. Lineage: Eukaryota; Metazoa; Mollusca; Bivalvia; Mytilida; Mytilidae. Gene Ontology annotation, cellular component: plasma membrane. The transcript is spliced from 17 exons. Gene Ontology annotation, biological process: transmembrane transport. Bases 214 to 2124 code for a protein of 636 amino acids. The record is from RefSeq and is a predicted model, not a curated record.
UAUUGCAUAUCGACAACUGCAUUAUGAUAAUUUUACUGGAAAAGGAAAUUUUUCUCUUUCGUUUGAUCUAGAACAACUGCGUAGAAUGCCUUUAAAUUAUUACCCAAAUGCAUUAAAGCAAUACAUAUCGAACUCGGUCUUCGGGAGAUGGUUAGAAAACACGUCUAGGAAAAAUCAUACUAUAUGUGUUAGGUUAGAACAAUUAAAAUCAAAAUGAAAACGAAAACUUGCGUGGUUAACCCAGUUUUUAUCAACGACUGCAACACUGCGAGGGUCAAGAUUCGUGUGAAAGCAUUUGAUUAUAAACAGUUAACAACUAUAACAUGUCAUGAUAUCAGAUAUAGAGUGGAUGUCAAAACCAAAUUAUGUCCAAGGAACAUAGAAUCAAAGGACAUACUAAAAGGAAUUGAUGGAGUUUUCAUGCCUGGUAUGAAUGCUAUAUUGGGACCAACUGGCUGUGGAAAAUCUUCGUUGUUAGAUGUAUUGGCAGGACGGAAAGAACCACUGAGAGUUAGUGGAGACCUACUGUUCAAUGGAUCACCUCCUCCAGAAAAUUUUAAAUGUAUGGUCGGGUAUGUUGUUCAGGAUGAUGUUGUUAUGGGCGGACUGACUGUUCGAGAAAACUUUGCAUUUUCAGCGGCUCUCAGACUACCCGGUCAUAUCACAAAGGCUGAUAUACAGGAAAAGAUACAAAAUGUUAUAAACGAACUUGGGUUGACAGGUUGUGCUGAUACGAAGGUUGGAAACGAAUUUUGUCGGGGAAUUUCUGGCGGAGAAAGAAAACGAACAAAUAUUGGAAUGGAACUGAUUAUUUCACCCCAUGUCUUAUUUUUAGAUGAACCAACAACAGGUCUUGAUGCAAACACAGCUUAUUCAGUUAUGCAAUUAUUAAAAAGUUUAUCAAAAAAUGGAACAACAGUUGUCUUUUCCAUUCAUCAGCCAAGAUUUUCUAUUUUCAAGCUGUUCGACAGUUUAAUGUUAUUAUCCCUUGGUGAAUGUGUAUAUCAUGGACCUGCUCAAGAAUCUUUGGACUACUUCCAGUCUAUAGGAUACAUCAUAGAAGAGCACAACAAUCCUCCUGAUUUCUUUCUAGAUGUUAUUAAUGGAGCGACUGUCAACACAAAGGAUAAAAACAUUGUUGAUGUACACCAGAAAAUUGUAUCAUCAUUCAGGAAAUCAAAAUUAAAUUCCAGAUUGCAGAAUUUAAUGAAGCCUAUACUUUACCAGUACCGACAAGCACUUGAUACAAAUACCUUAAAAAUAUCACCUAAAGUAGAUUAUACCACUAACUUUGUCAAGCAGUUUAGAGUCAUAUCAAGUAGAACUUUACUGAAUUCACUGAGAAAUCCCCAACUUUCAAUUUUACACUGGUUUGUUUUAAUAAUAUUUGGCCUUAUUGUUGGGGCUAUUUAUUGGCGGAUGGAAAGGGAUUGUGAAUCCGGUAUACAGAACAGAGUUGGUGCUUUUUUCUUCAUUUUAAUGAACAUUGUCUUUUCAAGUUUGUCAGCUGUAGAACUAUUUAUCAAAGAACGAUCAAUUUUUAUACAUGAACAUUUAAGUGGAUUUUACAGAGUAUCAGCAUAUUUCUUUUCUAAGAUUAUAUGCGAUUCUUUAUCAAUGAGACUGAUUCCUGUAUUUCUGUUUUCUGUGAUCACAUAUUUCAUGCUUGGUUUAACAUUGGACAUGGAGAAAUUCUUUCUGUACGCUCUAACACUGUUUAUGGUAGCUAUGACAGGAACUAGCAUUGCAUUUUUCUUCAGCGCAUGCGUUACAGAUUUUGGUAUGGCUAAUGUGUGGAUUGCUGUGACAUAUGUGUUAAUGAUGGUAUUUAGUGGUUUGUUGGUUAAUAUAAAAACAAUACAAGCUUGGUUACGAUGGAUCAAAUGGUUUAGUUUAUUUAGAUAUGGUCUUAAUGCGUUACAGAUAAUUGAAUUGAAAGAUAUGACUUUAACGAAAGAAAAGGGCUUAUGUCCUGUCACUGGUAACAAAUAUCUAACAAGACAAGAUGUUGCAUAUGAAACGAAAUGGGAUUUCUGGCAGAAUAUUGUCGCAUUAUUUUCCAUGUCAGUGCUGCUGUUUAUUGGUACAUAUGUUCAAUUGAGAAGAAUGAAGAAAAUACGCUAACACGAAAGUACACACAUUGCAAUAACUAAAUUAAAUCAUUACGCAUGAACCCCAUCUGUCAUACAUAGUAUAUACAUAUACGAAAAGUAUUUAUACUUAUGAUAAUGGCAUUCAUUAAACGAUUAAGUAAAAAUUAGUUAUUUAUCAUUCCAAUGUGUAUAAUAGGGAAAAAUAAUAAAACAUGAUUGAUUUUGUUGAAACCAUUGUAUGUUAGCGUUUGUGUAAUAUAAACAGAUACUUUGAAAAUGUAUUGAAGACCCGAGUUUCAAUUAAUAAAUGGAAAAAAUACCUAUAGGGA